GUACUACCCGGACAGGAAGCAGGAGAGGAUGCUCGGCGUCAUGUCGGAGCACGUCGACGCGAUGCACGCGAUGGCGCACGACCAGUCCGGCAGGCACAGCACGUACGCUUUCGCGGAGAAGGUUGCGGCGCAGGCGGUCGAGCUGCUGCCUCCCUCCAAGGUGACGCUCGGGCUUCCCUUCUACGGCCGCCACUUGCAGACCGGCGACUGGAAGAGCUACGAAGAUCUGAUGAAGCCGGAAGACUUCCCGGACGGCCCGAGCGCGUCGCUGGAGGCGGACGAGGCCGGGGGCUACUACUACAAUGGCCCUCUCACGAUCGCGCGCAAGGUGCGGCUGGCGGCGUCGCACGGGCUGCAGGGCGUGAUGGUCUGGGAGGCGGGGCAGGACUGCCGCGAGGCGCCCGUCUGGCGGCACGGCAAGGUUGCGCACGUGCAGACCUGCCCCGAGCAAGGGCCGGGCGCGUCGCUGCUGUCGGCGAUCCGCGGCGCGCUGCCGCCGUCGUCGGAGGGAGCCGGCCCGCACGACGAGUUGUGAGCGGCUCAGAGACUGGUCGGAGCUCUCCACGCUCCCCUGAUUCUAUUGGACGCCUCGGGGGCGCGCCGCAUGUCACGCAUUCCACAACAUCCAACAUUGCAUCAACAAGCGGCGGCGGCGUCCGGCGAUAUUGCCGGAUUUGGGCCAAUGCACAAAACAACCCGCAGCACCGGCGCGCUUCGGCCCAUGGGGGAGUAGUAUCGGCCAGAGUCUGCGCGCACCGUUUUCUCACCGAUCUCAGUCCUUUUUGUGCGCCCCAGAGAUGUGCUUUAAACGAACGUCAACAAACGAAUCGCUCCGGCAGGGGGGCGCACACUCGCAGGCCCGAGAGCGGCCGAGUGGCCAAGGGCCCCGCCGUGCAGGGGGCCGGGCCACACGACCAGGCCCACGCACCGCGCGCUCACUCAAUGGUUCUCUCGCGAACUAGACACACUCCACACAGAGACGCACAAACAAUCACUCGAGACAUGGCGCGACGACGCCAGUAGACAGACGAUCCCGCUUCCAUGCUCAGCGUUCCAUCCUCGGCGGCUGGCUCUCCCGCGCCGCCGCCUCUACUCAGCUCUACCUGCUGUCGCGCGAGUACCACACGCACCACGCCAGCCCGACGAGCACCAGAUAGCAGACGAGCAUCCACCCGUCCUCCUCCUCCCGCUCCGCCACCGGGAUGGGCCAGCCGUGCUCUCCCUCUUGCGACUUUGCGCCCUUUCGCGGCGACUUAGCCGCCCUCGGCGCGCCGGGAGGCGGUUGCAGCCGCGGGUCGGGCGGGUCGAGGCCGACGGUGGGCGGGGAGUCAAUCUCCGGGUCGGAGAGGGAGCCUUGCGAGUCCUCGAGCGAAGCGAUGUGCUGCUGCAGCCGCUCCGGGAAGUACUUUCGGUCCAUGCCGAGCAGCUUCUGGAUGACGUACGAGAUCGGGUUCGCGUCGCUCGCGCCGGGCUGCGACGCGUCCGCGCCGCCGUCGGAGUGGAAGAGGGGCGAGGCGCGCAUCGCGACGACAAAGGGCUGCAUGAGGAGGACCUUGGCCAUUGCGUUCUGGAGGUUCGUGGCGCAAUGCUUGU
Messenger RNA from Emiliania huxleyi CCMP1516, 1593 nucleotides. RefSeq lists its product as hypothetical. Gene Ontology annotation, biological process: carbohydrate metabolic process. Lineage: Eukaryota; Haptophyta; Isochrysidales; Noelaerhabdaceae. The annotation marks the transcript as partial. The record is from RefSeq and is a predicted model, not a curated record. The transcript is spliced from 11 exons.